Molecule: messenger RNA, 1023 nt
Organism: Zasmidium cellare ATCC 36951
Lineage: Eukaryota; Fungi; Ascomycota; Dothideomycetes; Mycosphaerellales; Mycosphaerellaceae
Exons: 1
Coding region: 1-1023 (340 amino acids)
Source: RefSeq, a predicted model, not a curated record
AUGGCCAGAGCGGCGCUCACAGUCCUCUUAGCAGGUCUGACCACCUCUGCAAUCGCCGCACCUCACGACUCCACAAGGACAACGCCCUCGAUCGGCUACAUCGACGUCUCAGUCGCCACACUCUGGACAAACCCCUCCAAACCCCGUGCAAUCGACGCCCCAGCGCUGCAAAACCCAGCCCAAAUCCAACAAUGGCUCGACUCAAUGACCACAGCCGAGUACCUCGACCUCACCGACAGCGAUAGAACGCAAACACAAGCCCUCUACGGGACACAAGUGCACAUCCUCAACUCUACGGACGACUGGUACGAAAUCGCCGUCCCGGAUCAAUUGACGCCGAAGAACGCACUGGGAUAUCCUGGCUGGGUCGCCGCGGUGCAAGUAUCAUUCAACGAAGGAUACGGCAAACUCCAAGCAAGCAAACCCUUCGCCCAAGUCGAAAGCGCAGCAACAGUGCCUCUCUACCACGACCCCUGGCUCCGCAACCCCAUCAUGAACAUCAGCUACGGCACCCGCCUCCCCGUUCUGAGUACAAACCCAAAUAGCCGGUGUUCGAUCCAAGUCUCCCUCACCUCCUGCAAAACAGCCUACCUCCCCUCCAACUCCGCCAAAAUCUACAACUCCCCCUCCUCCAUCCCCCACCCCACCGGCGCCGACCUCGUCCGGUCCGGCACCCUCUUCCUCUCCCGCGCCUACCUCUGGGGCGGUACCUCCGGCUACGCCUUCGACUGCGCCGGCUUCACGGGCACCCUCUACCGCGCCCAUGGAAUCACCAUCGCGCGGGACUCGGGCGCCCAAGCCACAUACACGGGCCAUGGCGUCAGUGUGGAGAAGGAGGCUCUGGAGAUGAGGGAUCUGUUGUUCUAUGCGACGAAUGUGAGUGAUGCGGCGAGUAUUCAUCAUGUGGCUAUGUAUGCGGGGCAGGGGGAGAUGUUGGAGGCGUAUGGGGCGGGGGUCCCGGUUAGGAGGACGGGCGUUAGGUUUGGGGGGGAGUUUUGGGGGGCGGAGAGGGUUUUGGUGUGA